CCUCCCGCGGCACUUUCCAGAGGCCCCAGGCUGAGCCCUGCUGGCGCCUCCCGCGGUUGGCUCCCCGCCCCUCGGAAGCGCGGACCGCUGCGCCUGGGGCCAGAGGAGGGGCCCGCGCAGGGACGGGCUCGGCGGGUCCGUCCGGGGACAUGUCUGCUCGCCACCGCCACCAGGGCUGCAGCGGUCCCAGCGAGAUGGCCAAUAACCCAUGUGCCAGGUAGCAGUCUCUGCCAACCUUGAAUGCUAACAGGAAGACACUGGGAAGCAGACUCUUCCAAGAUCAUAACUUGCUGUUGGAAUAACUUGGAAAAGGAAAUAAACAAUGAAACCAUGGCAAAAGGACAUAGAGCUGGGUCCACCUCCCCUCCAGAUGGAGGCUGGGGCUGGAUGAUUGUGGCCGGCUGUUUUCUGGUUACCAUAUGCACCCGGGCAGUCACCAGAUGUAUCUCAAUUUUUUUUGUGGAGUUCCAGACAUACUUUGGUCAGGAUUAUGCACAAACUGCAUGGAUCCAUUCCAUUGUAGAUUGUAUGACCAUGCUCUGUGCUCCACUUGGGAGUGUUGUCAGUAACCAUUUAUCCUGUCAAGUGGGAAUCAUGCUGGGUGGCUUGCUUGCAUCUACUGGCUUCAUCCUGGGCUCAUUUGCCACCAGCCUGAAGCAUCUCUACCUCACACUGGGAGUUCUUACAGGUCUCGGAUUUGCACUUUGUUAUUCUCCAGCCAUUGCCAUGGUUGGCAAAUAUUUCAGCAGACGAAAAGCCCUUGCUUAUGGAAUUGCCAUGUCAGGGAGUGGCAUUGGCACCUUCGUCCUGGCUCCCGUGGUUCAGCUCCUUAUUGAAGAGUUUUCCUGGCAAGGCGCAUUGCUCAUUCUGGGGGGCUUCGUUUUGAAUCUCUGUGUUUGCGGUGCCUUGAUGAGACCUAUUACUCUUAAAGAAGACCAUUCAAGUCCAGAGCAGAACCCCAUCUACCGAAUUCAGAAAGAAGACUGCAAGCGAGCAUCUCCCUGUUCAUCUUUGACCAAAGAACUGGCUAAGACUUGCCUUUGUUGCUCCUUUCAGCAGGAAUAUAAUUUUUUACUCAUGGCAGACUUUGUUGUGUUCGCCGUCUCUGUUCUAUUCAUGGCUUACGGCUGUAGCCCACUCUUCGUGUACUUGGUGCCUUAUGCUUUAAGUGUUGGAGUGAGUCACCAGCAGGCUGCUUUUCUUAUGUCCAUACUUGGGGUGAUUGAUAUUAUCGGCAAUAUCACAUUUGGAUGGCUAACUGACAGAAGGUGUCUGAAGAAUUACCGGUAUAUUUGCUACCUCUUUGCUGUGGGGCUAGAUGGGCUCUGCUAUCUCUGCCUUCCAAUGCUUCGAAGUCUCCCCCUGCUUGUGCCUUUCUCUUGUACCUUUGGCUACUUCGAUGGAGCCUAUGUGACCUUGAUUCCAGUAGUGACUGCGGAAAUAGUGGGGACCACCUCUUUGUCAUCAGCACUCGGUGUGGUAUACUUCCUUCACGCAGUGCCCUACCUGGUGAGCCCGCCCAUUGCAGGAUGGCUGGUAGAUACAACGGACAGCUAUACUGCAGCGUUUCUUCUCUGUGGAUUUUCCAUGAUAUUUAGUUCUGUGUUGCUUGGCUUUGCUAGACUUGUAAAGAGGAUUAAAAAACCCCAGACGCAGCUGGUUGCCAAAGAAUCUGAUCCGAAGCUGCAGCUAUGGACUAAUGGAUCGGUGGCUUAUUCUGUAACAAGAGAAUUAGAUCAAAAAGAUGAGGAAUUUGUGGCUGCACCAGGGCCUGGUUAUGACCUCACAUGACCAAUGGCCUUGAGCCUGGGAAUUUUCAGCGCUGAGGGAGGUGGGACCACCAAUGCUUCAUGUUUCUGAAGCAUUUUAUUUUGAUAGAAGUACUGCCUUUCAAGAAAGUUAUUAUUGUUGUUUUGUUAACAUAUUUAUAUGGGAAAAUAGCAAACAAUAAAGAGUGCCGGACUA
Molecule: messenger RNA, 1965 nt
Organism: Chinchilla lanigera (long-tailed chinchilla)
Lineage: Eukaryota; Metazoa; Chordata; Mammalia; Rodentia; Chinchillidae
Gene: Slc16a12
Product: solute carrier family 16, member 12
Biological process (GO): transmembrane transport; monocarboxylic acid transport
Molecular function (GO): monocarboxylic acid transmembrane transporter activity
Source: RefSeq, a predicted model, not a curated record